UUCAGUGCUUUAAAUAUGCUACGAGUUGCUGCGCGUCCAAGUGCCAGUCAACUUUCGGCUCAUGCCGAAUGUCACACACAAAUCGAAACCCCCGAGGAGCAUGUGCGACGUAUCUGGCGAAACGCUGAUGCUGUCGCUUUCGACGUUGAUUCUACUGUUUGCCAGGACGAAGCUAUCGAUGAAUUCGCCAACUUCCUAGGAGUAGGUGAAGCAGUCGCAAAUGUCACCCGACAAGCCAUGAACGGCAAUGCUCGAUUCCGUGUUCGAAUGGUUUAUGGGCUACAACAACUCACUCCCGGUAUCCGAGAACUCGUUGCUGCGUUACACAAACGUGGCACAGAUGUGUUCCUUGUCUCCGGCGGUUUCCGACGACUCAUCCGACCGGUGGCUGAUAUACUUGGUAUUGAUAAGUCACGAAUCUAUGCCAAUGAGAUUCUGUUCGACAGGAAUAAGAACUAUGCUGGUUUCGACGAGACAGAACCGACAAGCGAUUCAGGAAGUAAAGACGUCGGUAAACCUGCUGUAAUGGGUCUGCUGAAGAAGCAGGGCUACAAACAAUUGGUAAUGGUUGGUGAUGGAGCCACUGACCUAGAAGCCGCUCCACCGGCAGACGCCUUUAUCGGCUUCGGUGGUAAUCAGGUGCGAGAAGCCGUACGAAGUCGAGCUGACUGGUAUGUGACCGAUUUCGACGUCCUACGUAAAGCCUUGGAAUGA
Messenger RNA from Haemonchus placei, 714 nucleotides. The record is from the annotation of a GenBank genome assembly. Lineage: Eukaryota; Metazoa; Nematoda; Chromadorea; Rhabditida; Trichostrongylidae.